AUGACUAUAUUGGAGGGCAGUGAGCCGCGCAUGGCUGCCGUGGUAACGAAUGUGGCGCUUCUGGCAGCAUAUUUGACCCUCAACUCCACCUUGAACCUGCUGAACAAGUGGAGCCUGGGAAUCUAUGGCUUCUCCUUCCCUCUCUUCAUGACGGUGUCGCACAUGCUCUUCAGCCUCGUCGUGCUGGCUCCCUUCAUGAUGAUGCAGCCCUUCAGGAGCCUGCACAAGGCCACGCUGGAGAAACAAUGGAAGGGCAUCAUAUGCAUCGGAGCCUUCAUGGCUCUGAACAUAGCCCUGAACAACCUGUCCCUUGUGGACAUCACCCUGUCCCUCAACCAGGUCAUCAGGUCAGCGAUCCCAGUGGUGACAGCACUGCUGGCUGUGGCGGUUGAGAAGAAGGUGCCAACGCGGACCGAGGGCGUUGCACUGAUGGUGCUCGUGAGUGGAGUUAUGGUGGCUGUGUGGGAAGGGGCCGCAGGCAGCCUGAGGGGCAUCCUCGUCUGCAUUGCAGGCAUGGUGAGCAAUGCGCUGAUGAUGACCACGUCAGGCAAGGUGCUGUCCGAACGGCUGGACGUGCUUCGGCUGACUUUCUACACUGCGCCCGUCUCCUGCGCGUGCCUGCUUCCCUUCUAUCUCACCAAGGAGGCAGCGCGGCUGUCGGAGUACGCGGAUGCGCACAGGGACGGCAUGUUCCAGCUGCUGCUGGGCGUGGGAUGUGUGAACGCGCUCGCAUACAACGUUGUGCACUACCUGAUGAUCCAGCGCACCUCGGCGGUCACUACCACCGUCCUGGGAGAAAUCAAGAUCGUGGGGCUGCUGCUGCUGUCCGCCCUGCUGCUGGGGGAGGGCAGUCAGAUGACUCCUCGCAUGAUCGCCGGCUGCACGGUGGCAGUAAUCGGCUUCUGCCUUUACUCCCACGCCAAAAUGGCGGCCAGGCCGGCCGGGCCGCCAGCUGGCACUGAUGUGGAGGCGGCGGCCAAAAUUGGCGCGGCCGAGAAGGCGGCUGCAGAAUUUGGCAAGGAGUCCUCGAAAGCUUUGGAGCUGGAAUGGUGGACGAUAAAAUAG
Molecule: messenger RNA, 1065 nt
Organism: Coccomyxa subellipsoidea C-169
Lineage: Eukaryota; Viridiplantae; Chlorophyta; Trebouxiophyceae; Coccomyxaceae
Product: TPT-domain-containing protein
Exons: 7
Coding region: 1-1065 (354 amino acids)
Cellular component (GO): Golgi apparatus
Molecular function (GO): antiporter activity
Source: RefSeq, a predicted model, not a curated record